AUGGCUUAUGCCUACGAUCGUAGUGCAGAGGCUGGUCAUGAUAACGUUCCGAUUUACACAACCAGCCAUUCCCCCGACUUUCGAGAUACUUCUUCGCGCCGGGACGAAUCUGUCCAUACCAAGACCCCCAGACCCGACAACAUGACUACUUCUACGGCCGAUGAUGGCGUUAGCCCAGACCUGAUUGAAAAAAUCACCGAGAGAGUGAGGAAAGAAAUUAUUGAACACCUCAAACAAACAGGAAAUGUCGAGGAGCAAGCCAAAGCUCAGCCCAUGCGAAGAGAUUCCUCGCCUAGCUCGACUUCAUCACAUCAUACAGGAAGAAUGACCCCGCCUUCGCCUACACAAUCUACUACAAGACCGGCCGUAUCUCCUGGACCGGCGGGAAGGUUUUCCGAAAGAGAACCGCAGAAAAAGACCUUGGAAUUAAGUACGAUAGACUUGAAAUGGGGGACACUCUUCUCUAGUGAAGGAGUACCAACUAAGCGGCUGGGGGAGUUUCUCAGAGGUCUUGCGAACCAUAUGAUUGCGGAGUACCAUCCCAAGAAGAGCAUCGUAGUGACGCCCACCAAGAUGGUCAAAUAUUAUACAGAUUAUGCUCUAGAGAACGAACCUCAUCCACUUCUUUCUGUAUUCCGAGCCCAGUCGAAUGAGACUAUAUCACAUCUAUACAGAGAUCUAGGCUGCGAGCAUUUCUUGGUGCAAGAAGACCCCAAAGCAAGGCCUGCGGUCCCUGCUCUCACAGCUUUGGGGUUUGCACAAUGGAUGACGAUAAACAUCUUAUCCUACCCCGAAGAAGAAAGCAGUCGACUUGAGAGAGUUGUGUUGGACUUACCAAUAGAUGCCGAUGGUGAGGACAUCGAUGGAAAACCCGAGAGGCUUCCCAAGCAAAUUUCUAGACAUUUACUGCCUGAGAGAGCAGAGAGGGAGUCCAAAGAAGUUCUUAAGGAUGCUAUUUCUGAUUUCCUCGAAGACUUGGGAGCGGCAAAUAGGCGCAGGGCUACCGUUAGCCCACCUAUCCGCCGACGAUCAUCUACAUCUCAAUCUCGAACCCGCCCGGUUGAGAUCCACCAAACCAAAACAGUACCCAAAUCUUCCAAGGUCCAACCGAUCGAGAGAGAGCGCAAGCCUUACGGAACCGCCUCGGACUCUUCAAUCGAAGAGACCAUCAAGAUUGAACGGGAAAGACAGCCCUAUUCUGCACAACCAGGAAAUGGCAAAGUAUAUACUGAAAAGUCGAACCAUAAAGCCUCUUCCAGCCGAAAAACCUCAACGAGUCGUACACGAGAUCAGCCCGAGGGCCGUGAACGACGCCAUCGAUCUCAGUCCACAAGUACAAGUGCCUAUGUCCCUCCACCUCGGGCUGGCGGCAGCACCCACAAGUCCCGAAGAACUAGCAGCCCGCCAAUCAAAUCGUUCAGCACCUCUACACCUGCCGACAUUGAUAUGGGCACUAGCUCUAAAUACCCUCCUCUAUCCUCUUCCUCAUCGAGCUUCACAUCCCAAAAUCAGCCCCAAAGCCAGCAGAGUCAGCAGAGCUUCAACCCCGGCUCCUAUGGUUCAGCAUCUAGCGCCUCUAACACCUUCCUGCCUCCGCCUCCCCCUCCCAUCGAUAUCAGAAACAACCCCAAGCGCUUAUCUCGCGAUGAACGGCCGUAUAGCCGCAGACUGACUGAUGAAGAAGGACGUCUCGCAACUGGCGAAUUCAAUAGCCCACGAGACGCAGAGCGUUGGGAUCGCUAUCAAGAAAGCACAGGGCGGGACGUUGAAUACGGCAGUCGGGGCUCUGCUCCCGUUGAAUCAACAGACCCAGCAUCUUCUUCGAACAGAGUGCCGAGCGAAGACUGGUAUCGCGAUUCGAGGGACAAGAAGCGGACAAGUGGAUAUUAUGGCACGCGGGGCGGAUAUUGA
Messenger RNA from Lachnellula hyalina, 1911 nucleotides. RefSeq lists its product as uncharacterized. Bases 1 to 1911 code for a protein of 636 amino acids. The record is from RefSeq and is a predicted model, not a curated record. The transcript has 7 exons. NCBI's taxonomy places the organism in Eukaryota, Fungi, Ascomycota, Leotiomycetes, Helotiales, Lachnaceae.